UCCACCCUGCCCCUCUCCGCCCUACCGCUUUAUCGUCCAGCGGUGUUGGUGUUGUUUGGUGCCGGGGCCAGUGGGGAACACGGCCGGUCGUCGGCAAGCAGGAUGGGGGCAGGAGGUGCUGUGGACCCACUGAGGCCCUGGACCCCCCUCUUUCUCUCCUGGCCUCAGGAGGGCGAGAUGGCCCCCUGGGGCUUUGACAACCAGACCAAGCACUGCCUGCAGCAUCUGGGGAAGCACUACCAGUUCCAGAUCCGAGACCUGCGGCCGGAGGAUGCUGGCAUUUACCGGGUCAGGGUGCAGGAUGCCGCAGUCUCCUCCACGGAGCUGGAGGCCAGCGCCGUCCUGCCCCGGGUGGUGGUCCCGCUGGCUGGUGCCCGCUGUGAGGAGCAGGGCGAUGCGGUCCUCGAGGGCACUGUCUCUGGCCCCUGCCCCAGCGCCACCUGGCGUUUCCGGCCCCGGCCGCUCCGGCGGAGUGACAGAUACGAGGUGCUCGUGUCCACUGAUGGGCUGACCCACCAGCUUCUGGUGAGAAGGGCCUGUUUCUCAGACAUGGGCCUCUACUCCCUCGGCGCCAAGCUCCACACCUCCAGCGCCUGGCUGGUGGUUGAAGCUGGGAAGGAUAAAAGCCUUCUGACCGCGAGCACUGACCACCAGCAGCAGGUACAACGAGCCCAGAGCCCAGAAGAUUCCAGGAGCAUCCGUGAUGACGGGGGGAGACUCAGAGAGCAGGACCCUACAGGGAGCUCCCUCCAGGGGGCCGGGCUGGCUUCUGGGCUCACAGCCGGCCCAGACAGAGGUGGCCUGGGUGGGCCCGGCUACACUUUGAUGGGGGACGUGGAGGCGGCCGACUCAGCCUGGGGCCCCAGACCGGCAAGAAAGGGCUUUCUGGAAGAAGGGGGCAGAGUCACUCCUCUUGGUGAAAAUCAGCUCCAUGGAGAGGGACGCAGGGACAGGAGCCUUCCAGGGGGCUUAGGGGAGGGCCUAGAAUCAGGGCUGGGCCUCGAAGGGGACCAACAGCAAGGUCGUAGCCGCAACAGCGAGGGGGACGGAUGCUCUGGGACGGCAGGAGGCAGGAAGGCUGGGUCCCGGCGUCCUCAGGCUGGAGGGCUGGGGCACAGUGGGGCAGGGAAGGGGCAUGGAGAGGACCCCAGGAGUUGGCUGCCCAGGCUCAGCCAGGAACAGCCCUGGGACGCUCAGCUGGGGCCUGGGACCAGAGAGCGGGCCCCGCAGGGAUCCCACGCUGGUCAUGUGGGGUGUCGGUCAGAAGGGGAGGGGAUGGAGAUUUUGCAGGGGCAGAGCCUGGAUGAGGUGGGGGGAGAGGCUGGUCUGAGUGGGGAAAGGGGGAGAGGAGCAGCAGGGGCAGCGCAGGGCAGCGGGACCGGCCUGGGGGACACCAGGGGCCGCCGCAGGGUGGGAGCUCCGGGGGCCCUGGAGCCUUCCAGAGGAAGAGGUUGUAGCUCCAUGGCAGGCAGGGGCCCUGAGUCCUGGGGCUCUCGGAAAGGUAGUGGUGCUGCCCAUGGGGACUGGAGGUGCUCCUUGGGGUCAAGGGAGUCUCCAGAACAGACCUCUGAAUGCAAGGACUUCCAGGAGACACCAAUAUCUGGUGGCGGGAACAUCCCCCUGGGGCAUGGGGGCCCUGAAGCCAAAGCUGGGUCUUCACUGCAGGAGGCAGGUGAUGGAGGCCCACGGGGGUCUGGGGAUGGGGGAAGGGGCUACAAAACUAGCCCUGGAGGCCCAGGGGGUCCCGGGGGCUGGGAAAGGGGCCCACAGGGGCUCAGGGGAAGGGAGGGCCCGGAGACGGCGGGGACCUUCGGCGAGGCAGAGGAUGGCUCCAGCAGCCCCCAGGAUUCCCGAGCCUGGACAGCCGGGCAGAGGGGAACAGCGGAGGCGGGCAGAAUAGGGUCUGAGGGCCCAGGCCCUUGGAAUGACACACGGUCCAGCCCCAGCAAAUCCGGGGCCCACUGUGGGCCCGGAGCGCUGGGGUCUGGUAGGAGGCAAGGGGGUGAGGGGGGCGCCCAGGUGGCUGGGCUGAUGGGGUCUGGUCGGGGCGUGGAUGGCAGAAGCCACAGGCUAAGAGGUCCUUCAGGCCCUGGUGGGACACUGGGAGACACGGAUGGGUUCAGAGGUGCAGGGACCAUGGGGUCUGAGCCAGAUUUCUGGGAUGGUCCGUGGAGCUCCAGGGAGAAAGGACCCAGAGGUGAGAUGGGCCACGGGGAUGGCGUGGGAGGCUCAGGGGCGACGGAGUCUAGAUUUGGUGAUGGCUUCGGGGACCCCAGGGGAGCAGGCCUUGAAUACGGCGCUGGUUACAGUGAUGGCUCAGGGAGGCCGGGAGCCGUGGGGUCUGGUCGUGCUGGUGGCCGAGUCGCCUCUGGGGCCCUUGGGGGAACAGAGUCUGAGGAAGGGGGUGGUGACAGGCACGGCUCAGAGGUGCCCGGGGGGAUGUGGUCUGGAAACAGAGAUGGUUGUGGUCCUGCCGGAAGGGGGUCUGAGGGACUUGCUCGUCCCAAGGGUGGCUUGGGCGGCCCUGACGGAGGGCCCGUGGGUGAUGCCGGGACGUGUGCAGAGGCCGGGGGGGCAUCCAGAGGCUGGGGGGAUACUGGCCCUGCAGGAAGGCAUCAUCCUGAUGGCGGUCUGGGGAGUCCGGGGACAGCGGGGUCUGUGGGGCGAGGUGGCCUCAGGGCCUCGGCCGCAGUGGAGACUGUUGGGGAGGGACACACAGGGGCAGAACCAGGGGGCUCGGGGAGAAUAGGGCCUUGGGGUCAGACUGGGGCUUACGGGGGCUUCAGAGCCCCAGGGGCUCUGGGGGCUUCUGGAGAAGGAGGCCAUGAAGAUGGCUCUGGGGCUUCAGGGUCUCUGAGGGCAGCGGGCAAAGUGCGAGAUGCGGAUGGGGCCAGGGGCCUUGGCGCUGGGACCUCUGGAGACGGAGCCGGUUAUGGGGAUGCUAUCUGGGGCCCCCAGGCACCAGCUCCUCACGCGGGGGUGGCCUCUGAGAGCCCGGGGGCUGAUGAGUCUGGUAAAGUGCUGGGCUUUGGGGAUGGAUCAGGAGCAGCAGGGCCUCUGCCCACCGGCAGCAUAUCAGUUUACGGAGGGGGGUCGAGGGGUCUUGAGCCUGGGGCGAUGGAGCCAAGGGCUGAGGCAGGCUUUAGAGAUGGUUCAGGAGGCCUUGGAGGGAUUGGUUCAGGAGGCCUUGGAGGGAUUGGUUCAGGAGGCCUUGGAGGGAUUGGUUCAGGAGGCCUUGGAGGGAUUGGUUCAGGGGCUAAGGCUGGUUAUAGGGGCGAUUUAGGGGGUUCUGGAGGAACUGGUUCAGGGGGUGAGGCAGGUUACAGGGACGGUUUGAGGGAUACUAAGGGAAUGGAGUCAGGGAGUGAGGCAGGGUGUAGGGGAGCCGCAGGAGGAUCUGGGGAGAUGCGGCCAGGGGCUGAGACGGGCUGCGGAGACGGUGCAGGGAGGUUUGGAGGGACAGGCUCCCCAGCUGGAGUGGGAGGUGAGGGUGGACCCGGAGGCCAGGAAGCCACGGCACAUGGGUCAGUAUACUGGGCAGCCUCAGAGGGGUCUUACGGUGGCACAGGUCCCAAGGAUGGUCCGGAGAGGGGCAGAGGGACGGGGCUCGUGGGAGGGGCAGGUGCUGGGCUGGGCUCCGGGAUGGCUGCGAGGCCUGGCACCGCAGACGGUACAGCACACAGGGACAGGCCCAGGGGCCCAGGGCUGCUGCGGAUUCACGGAGGCCCUCAGAUGCUUUCAGAUGGGCAGGGCUCCAGGAGUGGUUUGGGGGGCUCUGGACCCCCAGGCACCCCUGAGGCAUGGGGGGCUGUUGGCUCGGAUGGAAAGUCAGGCAUCAGAGGGUGGCAAGGUAGCUCUGGGCUCCCAGGGUCCCCUGGGCACAGAGGGGCUCCCAUUGGGGAGGGAGGGUCUGCAGGCCACGCAGCGGGUGUGAGGGCUUCUGGGAUUCCUGACGGUCGGGGGGCAGCGCAGGAUGAGACCUGGGCAGGGACAGCUGCUUGGGAAUCCGGACAUGACCAGGCCUUCUGGGAAGCAGGUCCAGGGGCAGCAGACAGGGGUCCAGCGGCUGGCCAGGGGGCGUUGGCACCUCAGGGUUCCGGGGCUGCACAGCUGGGUGGCGGGAGGAUGGGGGCAGGGUUGGGGGGCUCAGCAGGUACAGGCCAGGGUCUGGACAGCAGCCGGAUGCCCGGGGAAAGGGGCAGAUCCAUGUCAGGGUCUGCCGGUGGGCGCGGAAAAAGCCAUGCUUGGGGCCCAGGCUGGGAAGGCCAGGGAUCUGGCCAAGACAACACAGGUGCCAGGGACCGGUCCCCAGGCUCCAGGGCUUCAAGCUCCCUGCAGGAGGAAGAUGCCACUUUCGGGGGGACCCAUGAAGGGCCACAAGCCUCGUGGGGCGGGGACAGGGCUCCAGGCAGAGAGGAGGCCGGUGGGGGGCAAAGCCCAGGGUUCCUGGAUGGCAAAGCUUCAGGUCUUGGAAGGAGCAGGGCUAGCGGCCCAGGGGACUCAGGUGUCCCGGGUAAGGGGACUUCUGCUGGGAGGGAGAAUGGCUCCACCCAAAGGCCUGGGGAUUCGGGACGUCAGGGAGCCUGGGAGGGCCUACAUGGUCCCUUCGGCAGAAAAGACUCUGGAGACAGGUCACAGGGGACCCAGGGGCCUGGCUCUCAGCGGGGCACAGGACAGAGGGGAGGAAGGGGCUUCCUGAGGGAGCAGGAGUCCCCGGAGGCUAAGGAUGGUAGGGCCCGACGUCCAGGGGCCCUAAAGGAGUCUGGCAGGUCAGAAAGGAGGCUCGGCCCGUACAGGAACAGGACUCAGACGUGGUCCAGGGUCGAGGUGGGAGCAGCACAGAGAUGGGGAGCAGACAAGGCCAGAGACCUGGGGGAACCGCCUGGAGGCGAGGACGGGCGGUGCCCAGGGAAGCCCCCCAGCCGUCCUGGCAGCAGGAAAGCCAGCAAAGAGGGCGGGUCAGAUGUCCACGGCCAGAGGACGGACGCCACCCGGAGUCCCGGAUCCAGACACAAGCCUGGCGCGGGCGGUUUCUCCGAGGAGGCCCGAGGCCCUACAGGCCACUUCUCCCAGGGCCUGGCUGACCUGGAGGUGCAGCGCGGGGAGGAUGCUGUGCUCUCCUGCACCCUCACCAGCGACCUGGGACCCGGAGCCUGGUUUAAGGAUGGGGUCAAGCUCAGCGCCCAGGACGGAGUCGCCUUCGAGCAGGACGGGCUGGCGCACAGGGUCCUCAUUGCCCACGCGGAGGGGACCCAGGCCGGGAGGUACAGCUUUGUAGCCGGCGACCAGCAGAGUGAGGCCACGCUGACUGUCCACGACCCCCCGGUCAUCGCUCCCGACGUGACAGCAAAGCUGAGGGAGCCGCUGGUGGUCAAGGCGGGGAAGCCAGUGACCAUGAAGGUCCGCUUCCAGAGCUGCCUCCCGGUCCAGGCCACCUGGAGCAAGGACGGGGCCGAGGUGGCCGGCGACAACGGCACAGGAGCCCAGGUGGCGGUGGGGGACAGCUUCACGCGGCUGUGCCUCCCCAGCGCCAGCAAGAAGGACCGCGGCCGGUACAGCGUGACCCUGAGGAGCAAGGGCGGCUCCGUGCAGGCCGAGCUCACCCUGCGAGUCCUAGACAAGCCUCAGCCCCCACAGGGCCCCCUGGAGGUGCAGGACGGCCACGGGGCUGGCGUCUGCCUCCGCUGGCGGCCCCCAAGGGACGACGGGGGCCAGGCCCUGCAGCAUUACGUGGUGGAGAGGCGGCAGGCUGGCCUCAGCACUUGGCUGAAGGUGGGCGAGCCCCCUGCGGACAGCACCACCUUCACAGAUGCCCAGGCGGAGCAGGGCAAGAAGUACAGCUUCCGCGUGCGGGCCGUGACCGCGGAGGGGCCUGGGGAGGCCCUGGAGUCCGAGGAGGUGCUGGUGGCUCCCGAGGUUCUGCCCGGGCCCCCUCCCCCACCAGUCAUCCUGUCGGCCUCCAGCCAAAGCAUCACUCUGUCAUGGACGGCACCUCGGGGCCCGGGCAGUGCCCACAUCCUGGGCUACCUGAUCGAGAAGCGCAAGAAGGGAAGGAACACCUGGGUGGCAGUGAACCAGCAGCCGGUGCCUGAGAAGAAGUGGACGGUGCUGGACCUGAGGCAGGGCUGUCAGUACGAGUUCCGGGUCACAGCCGUGGCCCCCUCUGGCCCCGGGGAGCCUGGGCCCCCAUCGGAUGCCGUCUUUGCUCGGGACCCCAUGACCCGUGGUGCCUGGGCAGGACCCCCCGGGCCCGUGAGGGAUCUCCGGGUCACGGACACGUCGCACACCAGCAUCACCCUGAGCUGGGCCCAACCGGACCCUCAGGACGGGGACGAAGCGCUGGGCUAUGCGGUGGAGCUGGGCGACUCAGCCAGCCUGCAGUGGAGUCCGUGCCACGCAGGCACCGUGCCGGGCACUACCUACACGGUCAAGGGGCUGCGGCCUCGGGAGGGCUACGUCGUGCGGGUGACAGCCGUGAAUGACGGGGGCCGAGGCCCGCCCACUGCCCUGGACACGGUGGUGCAAGCCAUGCCCGUCAGUGUCUGUCCCAAGUUCCUCAUGGACGCCAGCACGAAGGACUUGCUGACGGUCAGAGCUGGGGACACGGUUCGUGUGCCUGUCCACUUUGAGGCCGCCUCCAUGCCGGACGUGACCUGGCUAAAGGGUGGCUUGCCCUUGCCUAAAAGAAGCGUGACCUCCGUCAAGGACGGCCUCACCCAGCUCCUGGUCCCCGCGGCCAGCCUCGCUGACAGCGGCCUCUACACUGUGGUGCUGAGGAGCCCGCGGGGGGAGGAGGCCACCUAUAGCUUCCGCCUCAGGGUGGCAGCGCGCCCACGGGCCCCGGGGCCCAUCCUCCUGCGGGAGGGCGCGCUGGGCUCGGUGAUCGUCGAGUGGGUGCCGUCCCCGGACGAGGCCGAUGGGAGGGCCGCCCCGCUGCACUACACGGUGCUGACGCGCUCCUCCGCGCACGCGCCCUGGCGCCCCGCGGCCGAGCGCCUGCACACCUGCCGCUUCACCCUGGUGGACGCCCUCCCGGGCUACAAGUACCACUUCCGCGUGGUGGCCAAGAACGAGCUGGGCGCCAGCGAGCCCUCGGACACGCGCCACCCCUGGGUCGUCCCGCGGCAGCCGCCAGACAGGGACACGGUGAAGGCGCCCAGCUACCAGGAGCCGCACCUGAGCCAGAAGCCCCGCUUCCUGGUGGGCCUGCGGCCCCGCACGCUGCCCCUGGGCUGUGAGUGCUGUAUGACCUGCGCCGUGCAGGGCUGGCCGCUGCCCCGCGUCACCUGGUUCAAGAACGACCAGAGCCUGGCGGGCGACCCCGCCGUGUACAGCACCGACCUGCUGGGCGUGUGCUCCCUGGUCAUCCCCAGCGUCUCGGCCGAGGACGGUGGCACGUACAAGGCGGUGGCCGAGAACACACUGGGCCAGGCGGUCAGCACCGCCACCCUCAUCGUCGUGGAAUCUAGCUCUGAGCCCUGACACCCCCUGGGAUGGCCCAGCCCGGCCCCACAGCCUUGGGAUGAAGGCAGAUCCUCGAAGGUUCAUUCCUCACACUGCACUGGCCUGGGGAGGCAGUCCCAGAGGACGGACGAUGCUGGCAGUGCCCAGAGCCCCAGGGAGAGGGGAGUGAGGGGGCAAGAAGGGGGCAUUCAGCCUCCCAGGCCCAAGCUAAGUCACGGAACAGGAUGGCAGCGAGCCUCCUGCUUGGGCGAGCAGAGGGGACUGGGUGUGUCUGCAGGAUGGAGGCCAGAUCCCUCGGGGGGAGGGCAGGACAGGCUGGGCCUGAGUGACCACAGUGAGGGGAGAGCACGGGGGUCCGAGGACCUGGGCGGGAGCCGGGGCUGGAGGGCGUGUGUGUGUGUGUGCUGGGACAGCUGCUCUCUGUAUGUUGUUUCUUUAUUAAAGCAUUGGCUAACACUGGCAAA
Messenger RNA from Balaenoptera acutorostrata (minke whale), 7928 nucleotides. It is a transcript of the gene IGFN1, whose product is annotated as immunoglobulin like and fibronectin type III domain containing 1. Gene Ontology annotation, molecular function: protein binding. The transcript has 15 exons. The coding region runs from base 103 to 7482 and encodes 2459 amino acids. The record is from RefSeq and is a predicted model, not a curated record. Lineage: Eukaryota; Metazoa; Chordata; Mammalia; Artiodactyla; Balaenopteridae.